GCGCUGCUCCCAGCUGGUCCGAGUCGUGCUCCGGCGUUCCAUCGCCCCGGGCUGCCUGGAGAGGCGGCGGCCGCGGCUGCUGCAGCCGGAAAGGAGGAGGGAAGCCGCCCCCCGGUCAUCUGACCCCAGACCAGCGUCCGGCGAGGGCGGAGGACCGAGAGGGCAGCCGGCCAGCGGCGUUUGCAACCGGACCCGCCUGACCACGGAAGCUCUCCGGGCAUUCCUCUGUCCCCACCUCCUUCCUUUCCCUCUGGCCAUGAUGCAUCUCCUCCCCUGGCCGCGGCCUCUCCUCCCCCCGGCCCUUCCGUGAUCCCCGGGCAGCCUUUCGCUCCUUUGCACCUCCUCGGUCGCCUUCCUGCUCCUCCCCCCCGCCUUGGUGAAUUUCCUUUCUGGGGAGGGAGGGGGUGAGGGUCUCAGGGCUGCUGUGUCCCCCCCUUCCCUUCUUCCCUUCCUUUGCGCCCCCCCCCCCUUCUUUGUAUUGUCAUCCCGUUCCCUUUCCACUAGGAAAAGUUGCUGUCCGAUUCUGAUUGGCGCCCCUCCCCUUUUUAGAAUUUAGGAAGUUUGUCUUUUGGGGGGGGAGGCGAUUGGGGGGCUGAGUUUGUGUUUCCUCCCUUGAAUGCUGGCACCAAAGCCCAAAUCCUGUCAUUUUGGAGAAGGUAGGCGCCCCCCCUCUCCACUCCAUUCGAGUCCUCUCCUCCUGAAUUUCAUAUCUUUCUUCCUUGGGAGACUUCAGACUCUGGUUCUCAUUCACUUUCGAAAUCAGUCAAUUUCGGGGGGAACUGUUCUUUCUGGAAGGAAGUUCUCAUCCUUUCCCCCUGUCCGCUUUUUCCCCUCCCCUCGUCCAUCUGAUUGGAAAAAAGUCAAGAUUUGGAUCAGCUCUAGAUUUGGCUCAAGAUUGGAUCAACUCUGAGGACGGCUCGCUAAUUGCGGCAACCUCGUUUCAACUUUUAUUUUGCAGCUUCCUGUCAUUGUGGAAAGGGACUCUCUUGGCACAGGGAGGUGCGUGGCUUUUUCCAGUCGUAUGGUUUUUUUUCUUGUAAAGACCGAAAAGCAUCUGGAAGACGGAGGGGCUGUGAGUCGUUUGGUUUUUUUUCUUUUAAGGACAGAAAAGCAUCUGGAAGGCAGAGGGACUGUGAGUCGUUUGGUUUUUCUUUUUUUUUAAGGACAGAGAAGCGUUUGGAAGACGGAGGGGCUGUGAGUCGUUUGGUUUUUUUCUUUUAAGGACAGGAGAGCAUCUGGAAGGCGGAGGGGCUGUGCACCGCGUAACCCCUUCCCCAGAAGUGGAGGGGCGCUGGGCAGAAAUACUCAACCUUUGUGUUUCUCAAAGCAUCCUCUUGAAGGGGACCAAAAAAAGGGUGUAUUUGUGUCUUACAUAGAGGGUCGCAUGCAACACGAACUUGCGCUCCGAAGGCUUUUUUUGGAUCUUUAUAGGAGACCCCCACUGCAAUGGGGCUUUAAGGCAGCAUAGGUUUCCCCCUGGCGAGUGUGGGAGUGGUGGAGAAUCUCUGCAGGAGAGAAGGAAGGAGCGUGACAGAAACCGGGAGGAGGAGCUGACCCAGCACGUGAAUGGCUGCCAAGGAUUAUGACCACUUGUUCAAGCUGCUCAUCAUCGGGGACUCUGGAGUUGGGAAAAGCAGCCUCCUGCUCCGCUUUGCAGACAAUACUUUUUCCGGUAGCUACAUCACAACCAUCGGGGUAGACUUCAAAAUUCGGACACUAAUGGUAAAUGGGGAGCGGGUGAAACUGCAGAUAUGGGACACCGCAGGACAAGAGCGUUUCCGGACCAUCACCUCCACGUAUUACCGCAACACGCAUGGCGUCAUCAUUGUGUACGACAUGACAAACCCGGAGUCCUUUGUCAAUGUCAAACGCUGGCUGCACGAGAUCGGGCAGAAUUGUGACAGCGUCUGCAAGAUCUUGGUGGGCAACAAAUGUGAAGACCCCUCACGGAAGCAGGUGGACACAGCCGACGCCCGGCGGUUUAGCGAGCAAAUGGGAGUGCGGCUUUUUGAGACGAGCGCAAAGGAGAACCUCAACGUUGAAGAGAUGUUCAACGCCAUCACAGCCAUGGUGCUCCGGACCAAAAAGGACAACCUGGCCCGGCUCCAUCAGCAGAACGAGGUGGUCAAGAUCAACAAGUCCAAGAAGAAACCGUCGGUCAAGAAAUGCUGCUGAAGGGGGUUGUCUUCUCCCGCCACGCUACAAAUUCCAAACGAGGACUGGACACUUGUGUGGGGUGUAGGGGCCGUAAACCUUUGUGGGGGGUGGGGUUGGGAUCUGGGCGGGAGGGAGAUGGAAGGGAAUAGGAGUUCUCUCUCCGGGGUUGCCUGAAGAUCCAGAUAAGUCCUGAAAUUCUUCCUUGCUGGUGGGAAGGUGGUGUCUGGAGAAACGGGACUGGGGCGAACCGAGGCGCGUCAAAAGGUUCUGCUGAACCAAAGGAACGCUUUGCUACAAGGCAACGAGAAGAAUACACCGUGCUAAACCUCGACAAGUGCUGCCCCUAAACUCUUCCCUUUUAUUCACUCCUUCACCCCCUCCCAUUAAAUCACUAGGAACAGGGGAAGAAAAAAAUAAGGCGGACUUUAACUUUGGAGAACCAUUUUUCUGCUUGUAGGCUCACUUGCGGUUAACGAGGUGUCAGUUAGAGUCAGGAGUAAGGAAGGAAGAAGUCUCAACAUUUCACCUAGCAGUAGUGGGCAUUUCCCCUAUUUUCCCCUUUGGUUUGCUUAGUUAAGGCCAGGAUGGGGAGGAGGACAGCUUUUGUCCCGAGGAAUGGGGUGGGCGUUGGAAACGGGGCCGUGUUCUGCUCCUCUCUGUCUGUGAGAUAGGACCAUUCAUCUCUUCCUUGCUCCCCACGUACCCCUUGAAGCAUUUUUCAAGAAAAAACUGUGGCUGUCAAUGGUCAAAUAGGCUGGGUUGGAACAAUUAUUUUUUUUUGGUAAGUCUUCGUACCUGCAGGUUUGGUCUGUGGGUGCUAAUUUGUCAGUUCAGGGCGGGGAUGCUUAUUUAAACAAGACGCUUAAGAGGAUGUCUGGAGCUGCAAACCUCCACCCUGCAGCCGCCAAGCUGUGUGGGUGCGACAGAAUCGCACGCUCGUCUUGUCCCCCUGCCCUUGCCCCGGUCCGUCAAUCUGGGCCCCUAUGACUGUGCAAUAAGUUUUGCUUCUCAGAUUAUUUUAUAUACACAUAAAUGAAUAUGUAUAGAAUUAAAACUUUUUUUUUGUUUUUGUUUUAACCCACUGCUAACGGCAUUAAACUCGGUAAGGAGACACCACUAUUCAAUAAAGGAGCAUUUAGAUACGA
Messenger RNA from Sphaerodactylus townsendi, 3302 nucleotides. Its product is annotated as ras-related protein Rab-35-like. Lineage: Eukaryota; Metazoa; Chordata; Lepidosauria; Squamata; Sphaerodactylidae. Gene Ontology annotation, cellular component: plasma membrane; endosome membrane. The transcript is spliced from 6 exons. Gene Ontology annotation, biological process: endocytic recycling. Gene Ontology annotation, molecular function: GTPase activity; GTP binding. Bases 1567 to 2175 code for a protein of 202 amino acids. The record is from RefSeq and is a predicted model, not a curated record.